ACCGCUUUCUCAAGCCGGUGGCAGUACCACAGCUAGCUAUCUCAUCACCAUAUCGACUACGCAGUCCAUUGGCUAGGAAGCAAUGGCUCCCUCCGUGAUGGCUUCGUCGGCCACCUCGGUUGCUCCCUUCCAAGGGCUCAAGUCCACAGCUGGACUCCCAGCGAGCCGCCGCUCCAGCAGCACCGGCUUGGGCAACAUCAACAACGGUGGAAGGAUCAGGUGCAUGCAGGUGUGGCCGAUUGAGGGCAUUAAGAAGUUCGAGACCCUGUCCUACCUGCCGCAAGCGAUAAUGUAUUACUAUCAGUUCACAAGGUCCAACUGCCGAUCAAUCAGUGAGCCGUUGAGAACCAGCAGUGAUAAACACUACCACUGACGCGUUUUAUUACAA
Messenger RNA from Phragmites australis (common reed), 388 nucleotides. RefSeq names its product ribulose bisphosphate carboxylase small subunit, chloroplastic 2-like. NCBI's taxonomy places the organism in Eukaryota, Viridiplantae, Streptophyta, Magnoliopsida, Poales, Poaceae. The record is from RefSeq and is a predicted model, not a curated record. The transcript is spliced from 2 exons. The coding region runs from base 83 to 373 and encodes 96 amino acids.